AUGGUCAAAUGCCCCGAAUGCGACGCAAACGCCGAUCUAACAAAAGACGGCGCAUGGGCGCACUGCGCUUCUUGUAAUACGAUUUUUCAGCCAGGAAAGGAUGGGAGCCACUACCGAGGCGGGGGUAGCGGGUCGGGUGAUAAGGAAGAAGAGAAGAAGAAGAAGGAAGAAAGUAGUAGUGAGAAAUAA
This is a messenger RNA of Bipolaris maydis ATCC 48331, 189 nucleotides long. NCBI's taxonomy places the organism in Eukaryota, Fungi, Ascomycota, Dothideomycetes, Pleosporales, Pleosporaceae. The record is from RefSeq and is a predicted model, not a curated record.